GCGAUUAAAAGCUUCGGCGACAGCGACGUUCUUCUCCUCCGAGCCGAUUUGGAAUCGAAUAUUUUGAAUCAAGCAGGCCAAAGAUUUCUCGAUCGGUAGAUCUAUAAAUUGAGGGAGAGCUGCUCCCUCGCCCUCCGAUCACCCGCUUCCAAUUCUCGGGCUUCGAGGUGGAAAUCGGCGAUCUGAGUUGGGGUUUCGAAUAGCAAGGAGUUGAUUUGUCUUUGGCCGUCGGUUCUGAUCUCGGUGCAGUAGGAAAGCACCUUGAAUUAGCCGAUCACCAACGUGAUGACCGGCGAUAGGGCAAACUCCCCCUCCGACUCUCGGUGCAAUGCCUCGCCUGAGGACCGCGAAGAGCCGAUGAAGAAUUUGAAGAUUGAGGGGGACGAGAAGGACGACGCCGAUGGUCGUCCGAAUCCCUACCCUCAGCGCCCUGGAGAACCUGAUUGCAAGUACUACUUGAGGACCGGCUCUUGUAGUUAUGGAAGCAAGUGCAAGUAUAAUCAUCCUUCUUCCACAGAACAGGAAAGUAAGAAUAGUGAUGAACUGCCCCAAAGGGAGGAUCGACCUGACUGCCAGUUUUUCCUCAAAACUGGGUUUUGCAAAUAUGGUACAACCUGCAAGUAUCAUCAUCCAAAAGACAAGCAUGCAAUCCAGAUACCUCCCUUGAAUUCUUUCGGACUGCCACUUCGCAAGGAUAUGGAGUCAUGUUCUUACUUCUUGAAAACCGGAUCUUGUAAAUUUGGAAUGGCAUGCAAGUAUGAUCACCCUCAGCUUAACAAUAUUGGAGCCAUAUUUCCUGGGUCAGGGCCUUCAGUCUACGGCUAUUCUGGAUACUCUGCAACUACAGGAGGUCUACAUUUGGCUGGUGGAUAUUCUGCAUGGCUUACAUCAUGGAAUCCUUAUGUGACUAAUUCUUAUAUCGAAGGAUUUCCAGCUUACAGUUCGCAUGUGCUUCCAACUAACCAAACCACCAUGCCUAUCCAGCAGGGUUGGUGCACAUAUGUGGCACCCAGCACUAUAACUGUUUCCUCUAUAAGCAGCCUUGGGAAUAAUCAAGCAAAGCCAGGUUCGAGCACUGAUGGUAUCUUUCCAGAGAGACCUGAUGAACCAGAUUGCCAAUAUUACUUGAAGACUGGGACUUGCAUGUAUGGUAGUUCUUGUAAAUAUAAUCACCCUAACGGAGCAACCCAAGUGGCUAACUGCAUCAUUGGACCCUAUGGGCUGCCUCUUAGACCAGAUUCUCCUAAAUGCAAACACUAUGCUACUUAUGGAAAUUGCAAAUAUGGUGCUACAUGCAAAUUCGAUCAUCCGAUUAUAGCCAUGUACUCACUGCCAGGAGCAUCAGAACCAUAUCCUUUCAGAGAUGGUAGAGGGAUUACAUGGAACGCAUCAAACAAUUCAUCCCUUAGGGUCCUGAAAGGACUUGAUCAGCUCAAUUCUUCUACAGUUGCCAGUGGAGAGCAAAAUGUGAACAAUAAUGAGCAUGACGGUCGAUCUUCAGCACUAACUUCUCCAAACCAUCCUGCUCCUAAUUCUGACUCCUCGUGGAACCAAUCCGAUGAGGGUUAGCUUAUCACUUGCCUGAAGAAUGGGAACUGUGCCAUCUCUGAAUGAUAAAUUUUUGGUCUGUUUGACUCUAUACCCCCACACAGACAAGUAACUGGUGAUGAUUCAGUGUUUCUUGAAUAUGGAUCUGCUGUAAGGAGGAUAACAAAUUAUUCAGAAAAUUUUGAAGUGUGUAUUUUCGGAAGCGAACCAUUUUAUACUCCCAUUGCAACUGGAACGAAAACUUGACAAUGAAACUCUUUAUGUAGCUUUAGGCAAAAAAAAAAAAAAAAAGUGUGCUUGUUAAUAUCCAGCAUAUCUGAUAUUUCAAAUUUGACUUGUGAAGAUGCAGAGAUUGAAGCUCCUCCAGGAUGCAGUAAUUGAUUGUACAAGUUCCUAGAAGGUAUUACUACUUGUUCUAUAUUUUGACUACUUAACACAAGGAACUCAACUAGUUGAGAGGUCUCACCCUGAUUCUCACGUUAAGUUACACAAAAGAAAUGUGUUGACAAAGUCAUUUAAGUAUUCAAAGCCAAAGCAAUGCAUAAGGAAAGGAAAAGAAAUUCUGCCAAAGUUUGAUCCCUUCACAGAUUCAAACACUAUCAAGAGCUUAGGCCCAGCUUGGUCUUGGUGGGAAAACCACAGUUAAACAUCAUCAUCACUCUGAUACAUAUAUAGACUAGUCAUUCUUUAGACUACGAGCCCAUGGAAGACCAUGAUUUUGACUUCCACAACCCUAGGAAUCAUCCAAUGGACUCUUCAUGUAAGAAAUGGAAUGAUUGACUGGUUGUUCAAUGCCCAAAUGCAAUUGAGUUACUAACCUAAAUGUUAAGAACUUAUUCAGUGGAGUGGUACCAAGUUUAGGAUAUAUUGGGAGAUUAUAAAUAGAUGUUCAAUUUAUAUGUUUA
This is a messenger RNA of Zingiber officinale, 2453 nucleotides long. RefSeq names its product zinc finger CCCH domain-containing protein 5-like. The record is from RefSeq and is a predicted model, not a curated record. Lineage: Eukaryota; Viridiplantae; Streptophyta; Magnoliopsida; Zingiberales; Zingiberaceae. The transcript has 7 exons. Gene Ontology annotation, molecular function: metal ion binding; mRNA binding. Bases 286 to 1569 code for a protein of 427 amino acids.